This is a messenger RNA of Sphenostylis stenocarpa, 1524 nucleotides long. The record is from the annotation of a GenBank genome assembly. Lineage: Eukaryota; Viridiplantae; Streptophyta; Magnoliopsida; Fabales; Fabaceae.
AUGGCUGCUCCUUCGAUUUCAAACAUGUUCUUUCCCUUCCCCAAACCGCACCAUCGUACCUUCCCAUUAACCCACUCUAAAUUCCCAACACCUCUCACACCAACCCUAAACUCAGUCAAACUUAUCACACGUCACAGCUCCUCAACCUCCACCGUGAGAGAGCAAGAACACGAAGAAGCCACAACACAUCACACAGAGAAAAGCAGCCACAACUACAAGCCCAAGCUAGAGGAGCACGUGGAGCGGCUCCCUCAAGAGUGGCGCGAAAUCCAAGGCGAGAACGAUUGGGCCGGGCUUCUGGAGCCCAUGGACCCUCUCUUGCGGAUGGAAGUAAUCCGCUAUGGCGAGAUGGCCCAGGCCUGCUACGACGCCUUCGACUUCGACCCUUUCUCCAAGUACUGCGGCAGCUGCAGGUUCACGCCCCGCAACUUCUUCUCCUCCCUCGAAAUGUCCCGCGUGGGCUAUACCGUCACGCGCUACCUCUACGCCACAGCCAACAUCAACCUCCCCAACUUCUUCAAGCACUCGCGCUGGUCCAAGAUGUGGAGCAAGCACGCUAACUGGGCGGGCUACGUCGCCGUUUCUGACGACGCCAUGACCCACCUCCUCGGCCGCCGCGACAUCACCAUCGCCUGGCGCGGCACCGUCACAUGCCUCGAAUGGGUGGCGGACCUCAUGGAUUUCCUCAAACCAAUCUCAUCGAACGGCGUCCCGUGUCCCGAUCAGACGGUGAAGGUGGAAUCAGGGUUUCUAGAGCUUUACACGGACAAAGAAAAGAGUUGUGGUUACUGCAAGUUCUCCGCCCGGGAACAGGUUUUGACGGAGGUGAAGAGAUUGUUGGAGAUUUAUGGAGAUGAGGAAGUGAGCAUUACGAUAACGGGGCAUAGUUUGGGGAGUGCGUUGGCGAUUUUGAGCGCGUACGAUAUUGCGGAGACGGGGGUGAAUGUUAUGAGGGAUAGUAGAGGUGUGGGGGUUACGGUGAUGUCGUUUUCGGGGCCGAGGGUGGGGAACGUUAGGUUUAAGGAGAGGUUGGAGAGGCUGGGGGUGAAGGUACUAAGGGUGGUGAACGUGCAUGACGUGGUGACCAAGGCACCCGGAAUUUUGUUUAACGAGCAGUUGCCGGAGGCGGUGAUGAAGGUGGCGGAGGGGCUGCCGUGGAGCUACUCCCACGUUGGGGUGGAGCUGGCGCUGGACCACAAGAAAUCGCCGUUUCUCAAUCCCAAUGUUGAUGCAGUCUGUGCCCAUAACUUGGAAGCUCUCUUGCAUCUUCUUGACGGAUACCAUGGAAAGGGUGAAAGAUUCGUACUAGCGAGUGGUAGGGAUCCUGCUCUGGUGAACAAGGGGUGUGACUUCCUCAAAGAUCAUCACAUGAUUCCACCAAACUGGAGGCAAGAUGCGAACAAGGGCAUGAUCAGGAGCAAUGAUGGACGCUGGAUGCAGCCUGAGCGACCAAAGCUUGAGGAUCACCCUGAAGAUAUGCAUCACCAUCUCACCCAACUGGGUCUCACUUUGUCUGAUAUAUGA